AUGCAUGAAGGUUUGGAGAAGAUUUCUCUUAGACCUUUGGGGGGUGACGGUGGAGAGGUUCAACUGUCUUCAAGUCUUGUGAGUUUUGGUCGUGAUGCGUCUUGUUGCGAUGUGGUAUUUCCUGAUUCCGCCGGCAUUUUAUCGCGUAAGCACUGUUUCGUGCGUCAUGAGGGUGAUGCGGUUGUUAUCGAGGAUUUGAGCCACAACGGUACCUUCAUCAAUGGGAAGCGUAUUGGGAAGGGAAGGCAACAGCAGCUGCAGUUGGGCGACGUGCUUUCGCUGAUGAAUCCUGUUCUUCCGGAUUGCGCGUCUUUUUCAUUCCUGCUGCAGAUGUCUAGCACUUGUGAACCGUACGAUGUGCUGGCGGGGCGAUAUGUGCUGAAGGAGGUGAUUGGCACAGGGGCCGCUUCCUGCGUUCGAGUGGGCAUCGAUUGCCGCAGUGGUGAGGCAUUGGCAGUCAAGACGAUUGACGCGCGUAAAUUUUCUUUUUUGUCACGCUGCAUGAGAGAGGCACUCGUUGGGGAGGCAGACAUUCUUCGGGCAUUGUCGCCGCAUCCGAAUAUUGUCCGCUUCAUCGAGGUGAUCGAUGUACCUCCUGUUUUGGCUCUCGUCAUGGAGCGUGGGUGUGGGGACCUCUUUGACUACGUUGUAGGCCGAAGGGGCGCGGAGCGUCCUUUGGUGGAAAGAGAGGUGAGAGGCCUGUUUGCACAGCUCUUCGAUGCUGUGCGUCACAUGCACCGCAACCACAUCGUCCACCGCGAUCUAAAGCCGGAAAACGUUGUGCUCGUGUUUGGUGACGCCUCAUUUCAAGAACAUUUGGGCGAAGUGGAAAAUGUUCCCGCCUUGUGCGUGUCACUGAAGCUAGCAGACUUUGGAUCGGCAAGGCAUCGCAUAUCUCGACAGGAGGAGCCCCUCUCGCCACUCGGCUGCACAAGCGCUUAUACAGCGCCGGAAGUUCUCGCGGCCGAAGAGAGGGGGGCGAGUGGCGAGUUUGCGGCAGAUGUGUGGUCUCUGGGCGCGAUUCUGCACUUCAUGUGUUUUUGCAAGCCUCCUGAGCGAGGCGUGUUGGAGCUUUCUCGCACCAUUUCAGAGGAGUGCGGGAGACUCCUGCGUGGAAUGCUCGCGGGGGACCCGGCGGUGCGCGUGUGCCUUGACGACGUUGCCGCCCACGCGUGGAUGAGUGGCGGCGGAGACAGCGAGGCGAGCGGGCCGACGAAACGGCGCCGCUUGCACUGA
Messenger RNA from Trypanosoma grayi, 1236 nucleotides. Its product is annotated as serine/threonine-protein kinase Chk2. Gene Ontology annotation, biological process: intracellular signal transduction; protein phosphorylation. The record is from RefSeq and is a predicted model, not a curated record. Lineage: Eukaryota; Euglenozoa; Kinetoplastea; Trypanosomatida; Trypanosomatidae. The coding region runs from base 1 to 1236 and encodes 411 amino acids. Gene Ontology annotation, molecular function: protein binding; protein serine/threonine kinase activity; ATP binding. Gene Ontology annotation, cellular component: cytoplasm. The transcript has a single exon.